Messenger RNA from Exophiala xenobiotica, 951 nucleotides. RefSeq lists its product as uncharacterized. NCBI's taxonomy places the organism in Eukaryota, Fungi, Ascomycota, Eurotiomycetes, Chaetothyriales, Herpotrichiellaceae. The record is from RefSeq and is a predicted model, not a curated record. Bases 1 to 951 code for a protein of 316 amino acids. The transcript has a single exon.
AUGUCCGAAAAUAUGGACGCCAACGACGCCUGGCUUCGCGACACAGACGAUGCAAUCGACUGGCUUUGUCGUGAACUAAGCGACUGGCUGGCCGAAUUCCAGCAUCGACCUGAGGUGUUGGUGACAUUGGCCGUCGCCAUGGAUGGUCCACAAGAGUCUUCCGACCAAGAUACACCGUUCAAGCACUUUGCAGAAGCCUUAGCAAAGUUCCUCAAAAAAGGAUAUCGAGAUCCGCGAUUCAUCUUCUCGGUCCUGCUACAUUUGCAAGGGCGUCGUCUACGAAGCAAACGGGCUGGGAUGUGGACCACGGCAAGAUCACCGCGACCAACCUACACUUUCGAAUCUUCCCGACCACCUACUCCUACCUACAGUCCUUGUCAAGUCGAGGAUAUAAACCAAUGGCAGCAGCGUUGCGAGGAGGGACAAGCUCCUGGAUAUACUCAGGAAGACGGUUCGAUAUCUCACACAGAAGUUUCAUUCAGUAUCCCGGAACACAUUCUGCGGAUGCGAGAGGAGGAGAAGAGACUCCAAGAAGAAGAGAAACAUAAACGGGAGCAGAAGAUACUCCGGGAACAGGCGGAGUUCCGGGAACAAGAGAAACUCCGGGAACCGGAGAGAUUGCAGGAACUGGCCAGGCUUGAGGAGAGGCUCAAGAGACUUGAGAGCCAGGAAAGAUCGGUUCUACCAGCCGAUGAACCAGUGUUGGCUACUGCAGAACAUGCCCUAGAAAGACCUGCGCGGCCUCGCCGACGGCAGCAGCCACGGCAAUCUGGGACCUGCCCAGCCGAUCACAGCUCUAAGAUGAACGGGCUUCGGCCCACACAUUCGUCGAAAGUGACCAAGACCAAGGCACCACACCAGGUGAAACGUGCACGUCGUCAACGGGCUGGGCAGACAACCCACCCACCACGUCAACCAGCUUGUGACGCUGGUGUCGGCAGUCGCCAAUGA